CUUGAAUUAUAUUUUAAAUCCUCUUUUGCAGGUUCAGUAAUGAUAUCGAACUUAUGACGGGUCAUAGACCAAAUUAUUAUUUGAUGUUUUGUUGGAAAUUCAUUUGUCCUGCAAUUAUUAUUUUUCUUAUUGUUAUUCUUAUUGUCAAUCUUACUACUGACGAGAAAGAGUACGAUGUCUGGCACAGAGAGACGGGGAGUCUAUCGAAAUCAAUUUGGCCAGGCUGGUGCUUAUUCGUGGCAGCACUCAUAAUUAUUCUUUCCAUUUUGGGGAUUCCGCUAAUUGCCUUGAUCCGUUGGUUAAAGCCAUCCAGUUGGCGUGAAGAAGUACCGGCUUAUUUUCCGCGUGAAUUAAUACAGUUGGAGCGCAAACUAACGACAUAUAUCCCUAAAGAAUGGGAAAAGAAAAUUCUUUUUAGGUUUGAAAAACAUUUACCGACUACCGAAUCAGAAUUCAAUAAUAAAAGCAAAUCGGAAAUGGAUUUAGUAUUUAUAUAAAAUGAAAGUAUUAUUAGUUUUAAAACUCUAUUGUGUUCGGUAGGCUGAAUCAGGGAAAACAAUUGAUGGACAUUUUAUGAUGUGCAUUGACCCUUAUUAGGCUUUUCUUUGUUUUAGAUUACUGAGUUCAUUCCUAUACAAUCUCUAAAAUUUAUGAGAUGUUUUACUCAUUUCUGUCGUUGAUAACGUCUUCUGAAACGAACAGCGCUUUGUGAUAUUUCAACAUUAUUUUGGAUGAUAAAUCGAUACUGUAUUUAGAACAAAUAAUUUUUUACUUUUCUGAUAAAUAUUCUACUAAAUUGGGACAGAUCUUAAGCACGGUCUCAAUAUUUUAUCAACAUCAAGCUAUUUCUAUUGUUGAGAUAUUCAUACGUCAUGUAACAAAAUGUAAGAAAACCGUUUUAUUUUGAUAUUAAAUACAUUAAUUUCUAUCA
This is a messenger RNA of Octopus sinensis (East Asian common octopus), 931 nucleotides long. Its product is annotated as sodium-dependent neutral amino acid transporter B(0)AT3-like. Gene Ontology annotation, cellular component: membrane. Bases 54 to 497 code for a protein of 147 amino acids. The transcript is spliced from 2 exons. NCBI's taxonomy places the organism in Eukaryota, Metazoa, Mollusca, Cephalopoda, Octopoda, Octopodidae. The record is from RefSeq and is a predicted model, not a curated record.